Messenger RNA from Cynara cardunculus var. scolymus (artichoke), 2402 nucleotides. Its product is annotated as heterogeneous nuclear ribonucleoprotein Q. The transcript has 9 exons. Bases 767 to 2281 code for a protein of 504 amino acids. Gene Ontology annotation, cellular component: nucleus. Lineage: Eukaryota; Viridiplantae; Streptophyta; Magnoliopsida; Asterales; Asteraceae. Gene Ontology annotation, molecular function: mRNA binding. The record is from RefSeq and is a predicted model, not a curated record.
AGUCAGCCCUGACAUUGCAAACCUACCCUCUUGUGAUAACAAUCCGCGCCGCUGCUAUCUCUCCCCCCGCUUCUCUCUGCCGACCAAAUCACCGCCGAUCCCUCCGUCUGGUUUCUGCUCUGCGCUGAUUUCACACAAUCGGAGGAAGAUUACGGAACAGGAAAAUUAAUCUUGAUCUUGAGAAAUUUUGCUGGCACUUAGCUAGAACUUUUUUGAUGACAACCCCAUUUAGCUCUCCUUUGACUGGACAUAAUUUCCAGACUUUUAAGUGCUGUUGCUCGGACUGAUGCAUGAACAUAUUGUCUUGUAUAUUUGAUUUCUCAACCUUAUUAUUUGCUCUUCCACCUUCUCUUGGCUUUGUUGUUAAUUGCAUUGUUCAUGAUAUUGUAAAUCUAAAAGCUAGAUACAAAUUUCCAGACAUCAUUUGGAAUCUAGAUUUUGAGAAUUCAUUGAUUCACGGAUUUUGCAACUGAUGAGCACCACCGUCCCUUUGAAUCUUGAAUGCCAUUUCACAAUUCUCUCUUUCCUGUCUUUGCUAGUGGUUUACUAUAUUUAUCAUCCCUUUAUUGAACAUAAUUUUGCCAUUUGAACUCCUUGAGCCAUAUCUAAUGGCACAAUUUCUAUCACUGUUCUCACUUUGCCACUCCUUUUUCCCUUUCGUUUUGUUUCAAUCUGCCCAUUGUUCUCUUCUUUCUUCUGUAAAUGCUUCUCGCUUCUUUGUAUCUAUCCCAGUUGCUGUUCAAGCUUUUAUUCCUAGAUAUAUAAGAUGCCAAGGACACGGGCAAGGGCAAGUGCAGUGUCUGCCAAGUCCGAUGAAUCUCCAAAGCCGUCAAAGAUAGAGAAGCCAUCUGAACCAGAAGAGCAGGUUGACUUUGAUGGGGACAUUGAGGAGACAGUUGAGGAGGAGGUUGAAUAUGAAGAAGUAGAGGAGGAAGUGGAGGAAGAAGAAGAGGAAGAGGUGGAAGAGGAAGAAGAAGUUGAGGAAGAGGAAGAAGAAGAGGAGGAGGAGGAAGCAGAUGCUGAAGAUGGAACUGACGCACAAAAAGGACAAGAUGAAGAAAUGGAAACAGCUGAGGAUGAAGAGGAUUUGAAGAAAAAACAUGCUGAACUUCUUGCCCUUCCUCCUUAUGGUUCAGAGGUAUAUCUUGGUGGAAUUCCUCUAGAUGCUUCUGAAGAGGACCUGAGAGAGUUUUGUGAAUCUAUUGGAGAAGUCACGGAGGUCCGGAUAAUGAGAGGGAAAGAAGCAUCUGAGAAUAAAGGCUAUGCUUUUGUGACCUUCAGGACUAAAGAAUUGGCUUCUACUGCCAUCAAGGAGCUUAAUAACAGCGAGUUGAAGGGUAGAAGGAUCAAAUGUUCAACAUCCCAAGCAAAACAUAAGUUAUUUAUUGGUAACGUUCCUAAAAAUUGGACACUGGAGGACAUGGAGAAGGUUGUCGGCAGGGUUGGACCAGGCAUUAAUUCUGUAGAGCUAUUGAAGGAUCCACAAAACUCUAGGCGGAAUCGUGGAUUUGCUUUCAUCGAGUAUUAUAACCAUGCUUGUGCAGAGUAUUCAAGACAAAAGAUGUUGAACCCAAAAUUUAAGCUUGACGAUAAUGCUCCAACUGUGAGCUGGGCUGACCCGAAAAAUGCCGAGUCUUCAGCUUCUUCCCAGGUAAAGGCGGUAUAUGUGAAGAAUUUGCCAAAAAAUGUGACUCAAGAGCAGUUAGAAAAGAUAUUUGAGCACCAUGGAAAAAUUAUGAAAGUAGUUCUCCCUCCUGCAAAAGCAGGUCAUGAGAGGAGUAGGUUUGGUUUUGUUCAUUUUGCAGAUAGAUCAAGUGUUAUGAAAGCUCUGAAGAACACUGAGAAGUAUGAGUUAGAUGGUCAAGUAUUGGAGUGCUCUCUUGCUAAGCCACAAGCAGACCAAAAAUCAUCUGGAGGAUCUUCAAACUCACAGAAGGCUGCUUUACUUCCAAGCCACCCUCCUCGUGUUGGUUAUGGUUUGAUGGGGGGUGCAUAUGGUGCUUUGGGUGCAGGCUAUGGUGGUGGCUAUGGACAGCCUCUUAUCUAUGGGAGGGGACCUUCAACGGCUGGAAUGGCUAUGAUGCCAAUGCUUUUGCCUGACGGAAGGAUUGGUUACGUCCUGCAACAACCAGGUGUGCAGCCACACACCCCACCACCUCCGCCACAACAUCAAAGAGGCGGUGGUGGUCGUAGUGGUGGAGGAAGCAGUUCAAGUGGUGGGGGGCACAGGCGUGGUAACGAGAGUGGAGGACGAGGACGUAGCCGUUACAACCCGUAUUAGAUGAUGUUUUGAGUGAAUGAAUGACAUAUUGUCUUAUAAACUUUGUUCUACUACAAUUGCUAUAACAACUCUCCUUCCUUUCUCUUCUAAUCAUUCUACUGCUCAACUUUGUUGGUGUUCA